AUGGCCCUUAAGAAAUCUGCUCCGUCGCUUGAUUCAACUAUCGCCAACUUUCUCGGGUUACAAAAUGAAAACCCCCACAAGCAUUUAAAAGAAUUUCAUAUGGUUUGUUUGAGUAUGAAACCUCAGGGGGUAACUGAGGAUCAAAUUAAAUUGCGCGCUUUCCCUUUUUCCCUAGCAGAUUCAGCCAGGGAAUGGUUAUUUUAUUUACCUCCUGGAUCCAUUACAACUUGGGCUGAUCUAUCUCGUUUAUUCCUUAACAGGUUUUUCCCUGCAUCACGAGCGGCUGAGUUAAGAAGAGAAAUCGUGGGCAUAAGGCAAAAAGACGCAGAGACUCUAUACGACUAUUGGGAGCGAUUUAAGAAGUUGUUUGCAAGUUGCACACAACACGGUAUAACGGAACAGUCUUUGAUCCAAUACUUUUAUGAAGGCUUGAAACCCAUGGAGAUGAAUAUGGUAGAUGCCGCGAGUGGAGGAGCGUUAGUCAACAUGACUCCACAACAAGCAAGGGACUUAAUCUCCACAAUGGCUGCAAAUUCCCAGCAAUUUCGAGCCAAUCCUGAACCCCCUAGAAGGGUUCACCAGUUAAGUAAUUCUACCAUUGAAGAUAGACUUGAUAGACUUACUAAUAUUGUGAAUUCCCUUGUUACAGAAAAAUCGAAACCAGCCCGAGAGAUCCUCGAAACAUUCAGGAAUGUUGAGAUCAACUUACCACUGUUAGAUGCCAUUAGACAGAUUCCGCGGUAUGCCAAGUUCCUCAAAGAACUUUGCACCAACAAACGAAAACUAACAGGUAAUGAAAAGGUAAGUGUUGGUGAGAAUGUUUCCGCAGUUCUACAGUGGAAAAUGCCAGUUAAAUGUAAAGAUAGGGGUAUGUUCGCUAUUCCAUGCAAAAUUGGCCAUCUAGGAAUUAAAAAGGCUAUGUGCGAUUUAGGGGCCUCCAUAAAUGUAAUGCCUUAUUCUAUUUAUGAAUCACUUAAUGCGGGUUUUUUGACAAAGACAGGUGUUACCAUUCAGUUGGCAGAUAGGUCCAUUGUGCAUCCCGAAGGGGUCUUCGAGGACGUAUUAGUCAAAGUCAAUGGGCUUAUCUUCCCUGGAGAUUUUUAUGUGAUAAAAAUGGAGGAGGAUAACACUCCUAGGUCUUCAGACAUCUUGUUAGGGCGACCUUUCCUUAGUACUGCGAAUACUAAGAUUGAUGUACGAAGCGGAACCCUCACGAUGGAGUUUGACGGGGAGAUCGUGAAGUUU
Molecule: messenger RNA, 1245 nt
Organism: Gossypium arboreum
Lineage: Eukaryota; Viridiplantae; Streptophyta; Magnoliopsida; Malvales; Malvaceae
Exons: 4
Source: RefSeq, a predicted model, not a curated record